AUGACGAACACUGGUACCGGUAGCAACAGCAGCAGAGGCAGACAUGCUCGCGCGCUCCUCGAGGCGCUCUUCCAGCAGCAGCAGCAGCACGGCUGGGUGCUCCAACCCCCGCCCGUGUCGCCAUCCUCGCCGCGUAGGGCCAGCACCAAACCCAAUCAUGCAGCGACGGCGGUGAUGGUCCAGGCGUUCAAGCCGACCAAGCCAAGCAGCCUCGCUGCCAGCGCUAGCAGCCGGAGCAGCGACGAGGAUGACGAACCCGAGGGCGAAGGUCACAGAGAGCAGGGGCCUAGUGAAUCACUUUCGGGGGAAGAGCUAGAAAUGGCGGGACAAGGCACACCCAAAGGAAAGGAAAGCACAGGGUAUCAGGGUGCUAAUGGCUGCGGCGGAACUGCAUCCAGCAGCAGAUGCGAUCAAGGGGCUGAAGAGGAAGCGGCCACUGUCGCGCGGCCGGAGGAUCCGAUAGCCGACGUGCUCGACUCACUACAAGGCGGGCGGCUGGACGAAGAAGACACGAUCGACAAGCUCCGGGAUAAACUUGACAGGCAUGUUGCCGCCGCCGUGCAGAGGACUGGUAAUGGGCUUGUUUUGGGGCUUACUUCGUCGCAAUUGGACUCGCUCGUGCUGGACCUCCUGCAUCGGCACAGGGAGGACGAGAACCCUUCCGGCUGUGCCUUCCCCGCGCCGCCAACUCUCGCCUCGCUCAUCAGUCAGCCGGGCUGCAGUAGUAGUAGCAGCAAUAACGGCAGCGGCAACGGUGGUGGCGGAGGUCAUCGUCCGCCCUCGCUGCGCUCCAGCGCCAACACUACGGCUAGUCUCGCGCGGCCAUGGAUGUCGACACGCCUCAGCUCCUUCCAGGGCCAGCAGCAGCAGCCCUCCUCGGCCAGCAGCUCCACUGGCGCGUUCCCCCCCCUCGGAUCCGUGGGUUUGGGAGGGGAGGCAGGCCUCAGCCCUGGCGCAAUAGGGAGCCUUCCCGGCUCUCCUGGCUCCAGUCGUCCCGGUACACCAACAGGUGCCAAGAAUAGCAUGAGCGCAAGCAUGGGAAUGGGCACGGGCGGUCUUGUUGGCGGUGUCGCAGCCAGCAUCGCAGCCGACUCUGAUCCGAUCAUACACCCUUCGAGCCGUUCUAGCAGCAUCGCCAGCUUCUCGUACUUGCACAACAGCAACAGCAGCAGCAUCACCACGGGCGGCUCGCCGAGGCCUUGGGCACGGCCUCUGUCCGGUGCCAGCACGAACAUGAACGGCGGUGCGUCGUCGUCCAACUUGCACAGCGGCUCGCCGUCCUCGUUCAACUCAUCUAUCGGCGGUAUCGGCUUUGCCGGCGGGCUGUAUGCUACCGCCAUUGGCGCGAGCGCAGGCGCAGGAUCAGGUUUCGGAGCGCAGUAUGGCAGCAACAGCAGCAACAGUCUCUCCGUCGCCACGCCCCCGCGCCCCACCUCACCUUUACUCUCGUCCUCGACCAGUACUACUUCUACUUCCAUAUCGGCGUGUGCCAAAGGCGGAGCAGUGGUAGCGGCUUCACCGCGGCUGAACAUCGCCGCGAGCGAGUUUCAACCAAAGAGCACGCGCUCCGCGAACAGCUCGGUCAGUUCAUCGCCGCUCGCGCGCCAUCGUGGCGCAACGGGAGCUACCGGCGCAAUGACUGUCUCCGUACCGCCGUGGUUUUCCGCCUCCUCUGCGUCCGUCGCGGGCGGCUCGGCCUCCUCGGCGGGCAGCAGCAGUGCUGGCGCGCCGAGCUCGUUCGGCGCAGGACCGGGUACGGUGUGGGGCGCGAGUAGUAGCGGCACCGCAGCUCUUCCUCUUGCCGGGUCCGCCCUUGCAGCGGGCGGCGGCGCCGAGGAAGUGCAGGACGAAGAAGAGGACGAUGAUGAUGACGACGACGACGAGUUCUCGCCCUUUGGCACCGCCGCCGCGAUGUCUUCUUCCCGUCGUCGCCAACUCCGCCUCCCGCAGCGCGCCGGGUCCUCCGACGUGCCUGGCUGGUACAGCAGCGGCAACAGCGCUGCGUCUGAUGCAGGUAGGAGCGAAGAUGGGGCCGGCGCGCUCGCCGAUGCGAUGGAGUCCCCGCUAGACGCGACCAUGACGCCUUUCGACGUCCUCUUCUCAAUUCUGAUCGGCAAGACCACAGCAGGUGGUAGCAGCGGCGAGGCGGACGUGUCUGCCACGCAGGACGCGCCGCAGUGGACGCCCGAGAAGGUGGAGGAAGCAUUGGCAAUCAACAACUGGGAUGUGGAGGAGACACUUAAGAUGAUCAUCAGCAAUCAAGGGGAGCCGCUCCUGCCACAACCGCAACCGGCAGCCUCGGCGUCGUCAGUGUCCGCAUCUUCAGAGUUGCAUCCGGGUCCCAUCUUCACGCCCAAGGGCCAAGACGUGCCCGCCAACUCCGGCCUCAAUCCAAAGCUCUACUUCCCAGCAGGUCCGAAAGGCUUUGCACGAGGAGGGUCGAGUGGCGUGCAAGUCAUGUCCGUGGAUGCGUUUGCAGGCGCAAAGCCGAUAGCGGCGGUGGGGAGCAGUCCUCGGCCGAGUUUUGCACAGGCGCAGCACUCGCCAUCCGCGAUAGCCGCCAACCCUCCGCCUGUGAUCAGCCCGAGCGCUGCAGGCUCUGUCGGCGCCUCACGCGUUUGCCGGUACUACCUCGCCGGGGAGUGCAGGCGCGCCGAUUGCCGCUUCAGUCACGACCUCGGGCGCGCUCUGUGUCGUUUCUGGCUCAAGGGCCAGUGCCUCAACGACCCUUGCUCAUUCUUGCACGACUACGAUGUGGUGAACAGCCUCGCGUCUGGCAUCGCUUCCUCCGCUUCGAUUAGCGGCGGCAACAAUGGCUCAGCGUACGGCGGUGAAGGAGGCGCGUCAUCAGCUUCCACCUCUGAGGGCCCCGAGACGCCGCUUGCCUCCGCAGAGGACUUCCCCAGUCUGAGCGGCGGUGGCGGCGACAUGCAGUCGUCUGGCUAUGGCCCGGGCAAGGCGCCAAGCGCUCCUGCUUGGCAGACCCUGUCGAAACGCAACACAAACGAUGCGAGUAGGACACGCUGGGCGCAGGCCCUCCAGCGCAAGAAUGUCCCGCCAGCACUGGCGGCUGUACGCGCGGGUGAACGGGCGUUCGUGCCGGGAUCUGCGCGGAAUGCGCCGACGAGCGCAGCACCCACACAGCCUCUUCUGCCGCCGUCUGCGCCGCUGACGCGCCCAUCGCCCUCGCGAAUCGCACUGCGUGCGCCGUCGCUGUUGCCGACGCUGUCGGUCGGGCGCAGCGCGGCAUCGGCCUACGCGGCGCACCGCAGUGGGACGCUCGCGCUGUCCGACGGGCGCAACCGCGCGCUCGCCAAGGCCGGCGAGGCGUGGCGGCGCGGAGACGGUGCGGCGGCGCGCGCAUGGUCGCAGGAGGGCACGGCGCUGAAUGCGCGCCUGGCGGAGGAGAGCAAGACGGCCGCGCAGGCGCUGCUGCGCGAGCGGCACGCCGAGCUGCGAGAGCGCCUGCUCAACAGCGGCUCUGACGGCGGCGGCUGGGGCACAGGUGCAGCGGCGAGCGACGAACCAGGCGCAAAAGGAAUGCGCGGCAAACUCGUCGGCGCCGGUCUCGGGGUUUGCUUGGGCGUCGCCAGAAAGGAGGGCGUUCCCGGCGGCGCCAAGCUAGCGGUCGAGGAGCGCGUCGAGUGUUUGCUCGACUUGCACGGCUUGCACGCAAUCGAGGCGGUGGAGAUGGCAGAAGUGUUUCUACUCGGAUUGGAGCGCGAGAACCUGCGCGGAUUGGCCUACCUCGCUGUCGGCGAGGGCCGGCACAGCGCCCGCGUCUCCGCGCGGGAUGGAGACCGGCGCAGGAUGCAGCUGAGCGGCGCCGUCAAGCAAUUUUUGGCCAGCUGGGGAUACCCUUUUGCCAGCGUAGAGGGAGUGCUUGUGGUUGACCCUUGUACGCAUCUGACGUGA
This is a messenger RNA of Tilletiaria anomala UBC 951, 3915 nucleotides long. RefSeq lists its product as uncharacterized. Bases 1 to 3915 code for a protein of 1304 amino acids. The transcript is spliced from 4 exons. Gene Ontology annotation, molecular function: metal ion binding. The record is from RefSeq and is a predicted model, not a curated record. Lineage: Eukaryota; Fungi; Basidiomycota; Exobasidiomycetes; Georgefischeriales; Tilletiariaceae.